This is a messenger RNA of Cetraspora pellucida, 2781 nucleotides long. The record is from the annotation of a GenBank genome assembly. Lineage: Eukaryota; Fungi; Glomeromycota; Glomeromycetes; Diversisporales; Gigasporaceae.
AUGUCAUCUUCGGAACGAAUUGAAGAAAAAAUCGGUUUAGAAACAAGUGAAAAGAAGGAAGAUAUUAGUGAAUCAACCGGGGGAGGAAGUAAUAAUACCCCCGUUGAACUGGUGGAACACAAACAUGUUGAGGUUGCUGACGAGAUUCCUCCGGAACUAGAAGCUUUGCUUCAUACUGAUCCUUCUUACGGUUUAACUACUGAUGAAGCUCUAAAACGACUUGAAGAAUUCGGUCGUAAUGAACUCGCUGAAACUAAAACAAAUCCUAUCUUAAAAUUUUUGUCCUACUUUACCGGGGCUAUUGCUUAUUUAAUCGAAUUAUCAUGCGUAUUUGCUGCGAUUGUGCAACAUUGGAUCGAUUUUGGUAUCAUUUUGGCCUUAUUAUUUGUUAAUGCUUUCAUCGGUUUUAUUGAAGAAGCUCGCGCUGAAUCUGCUUUGGAUGCUUUGAAACAAACCCUUGCUUUAAAGGCUAAAGCUUGGCGUAAUGGUGAAUUUGUCGAAGUUGAUACCGCUGAACUUGUUCCCGGUGACAUAAUUGGUCUUCGUCUUGGUGAUAUCAUUCCCGCUGAUGCACGUCUUCUUGGUAUCUCGGUUACUGGUGGUGAAACUGAAGGUACUCUUUCCAUCGAUCAAUCCGCUUUAACUGGUGAAUCUCUUCCCGUUGAAAAAAAGAAAGGCGAUACCGUUUAUUCCUCUUCCAUUGUAAAACAAGGUCAAAUGUUGGCUGUCGUUACAAAAACUGGUUCAAAUACUUUUAUAGGUCGUGCUGCCAAUUUGAUCUCAAUAACUGUUGAACAAGGUCAUUUUCAAAAAAUUGUUAAUGCUAUAGGAAAUUUUUUGAUUUUGAUCACUGUUGUUCUGGUCAGCAUCAUUUUCGUCUAUCAGAUGGUUUCUUUCCGUAAUGAUCCUGUAAAAGGCAACGUUUUUGAGGUUCUUGGUCAUGUAUUGGUCCUUACCAUCGCUGCUAUUCCUGUCGGUCUUCCCACUGUUUUAUCCGUAACAAUGGCUGUUGGUGCUAAACAACUUGCUGCUAAAAAAGUUAUUGUAAAACGUCUUACUGCUGUUGAAGAAAUGGCUUCUGUAUCAGUUCUUUGUUCUGACAAGACUGGUACUUUAACUCUUAACGAAUUAACUUUCGAUGAACCUUAUUUAUGUCCUGGUUAUACAAAAAAUGAUAUUCUUCUUUAUUCUUACCUUUCUGCUGAACCUGGUGCUAAUGAUCCUAUUGAAUCUGCUGUGAGAACUGCCGCUGAAAAAGAUCUUGAAAUCCUUCAAAAUCGUCAAAAUCAACACGAAGUUCCUGGUUAUAAAGUUACCGCCUUCAUUCCUUUCAAUCCUGCAACUAAAAUGACUAAUGCAACUGUCGUUAAUAUUGAUACAAAUGAAGUUUUUAAAGUUGCUAAAGGUGCCCCUCAAGUUAUUAUUAAACUUGUUGGUGGUGAUGAUGAUGCCGUUCGUGCUGUUAAUUCUUUGGCUGUUCGUGGUCUUCGUGCUCUUGGUGUUGCUCGUACUUUUCCCGAUGAUCCUGAAACUUAUAAAUUGGUCGGCAUGAUUUCUCUUCUUGAUCCUCCUCGUCCUGAUUCAGCUGAAACUAUAAGACGUUGUAAUCAUUACGGUGUAGAAGUAAAGAUGAUUACUGGUGAUCAAUUAAUAAUUGCUAAAGAAGUUGCCCAUAGACUUGGAAUGAAUAGAGUUAUUCUUGACGCGAAUCAUUUGGUCGAUCCUGAUAAAACUGAAGAGGAAGUUACUCAACAUUGUGAACGUGCCGAUGGUUUUGCUCAAGUUAUUCCUGAACAUAAAUAUCGUGUUGUUGAACUUUUACAAAAACGUGGUUUACUUGUUGGUAUGACUGGUGAUGGUGUUAACGAUGCUCCUGCUUUAAAGAAAGCAAAUGUUGGUAUUGCUGUUCACGGAUGUACUGAUGCCGCUAGAUCUGCUGCUGAUAUUGUACUACUGGCUCCUGGUCUUUCUACCAUUGUAGAUGGUAUCAUGACAUCUCGUGCUAUCUUUCAACGUAUGAGAUCAUACGCUUUAUAUCGUAUAACUUCUACCGUGCACUUUUUGAUAUUCUUCUUUUGCAUCACUCUUAUUGAAAACUGGCAAAUGAGUGCUAUUCUUUUGAUUUUAAUUGCCUUGUUAAAUGAUGCUGCAACACUUGUUAUCGCUGUCGAUAAUGCUAAAAUUUCCCCUCGUCCUGACAAAUGGCGUCUUGGUCAAUUAAUCGUUUUAUCAAUUAUAUUGGGUCUUCUCUUGACCGCUGCUUCUUUUGCUCACUUUUACAUCGCAGUAUAUGUAUUCAAUAUUGGCCUUGAUGAUCAAAGAUUAGAAACCAUAAUGUACCUUCACAUUUCAUCCGCUCCUCAUUUUGUAAUCUUUUCUACUCGUUUGUCUGGUUACUUUUGGGAAAAUCUUCCAUCUCCCACUUUCUUUGUUGCCGUUAUUGGAACUCAAAUCUUUGCCAUGUUCAUUUCCAUUUAUGGUCUUCUUACACCUGCAAUUGGUUGGGGUUGGGGUGUCAGUAUCAUUGUAAUUUCAUUAUUAUACUUCUUCGUUCUGGACUUUGUUAAAGUCAACGUAUUCAAAUAUUGGUCAUUUGAGUUGACUGCGAAAUUAGUCCCAACACCAGCAAGAAAGAACAAAUUAAGAGAUCGUAAAUUAGAUCAAAUUUAUCGGGAAAGAGUAACACAAACCAUCGCGAAAGUUAGAAAGGUGGUGAUAAUAUCAAAAGUUAUAUUAGCAUUUAGACAUGCAAAGAAAUUGUCAAAUAAGAGUACCAUCUAA